Sesamum indicum (sesame) is the source of this 2022-nucleotide messenger RNA. RefSeq names its product ABC transporter B family member 26, chloroplastic. Gene Ontology annotation, molecular function: ABC-type oligopeptide transporter activity; ATP binding. Gene Ontology annotation, cellular component: membrane. Gene Ontology annotation, biological process: transmembrane transport. The record is from RefSeq and is a predicted model, not a curated record. Lineage: Eukaryota; Viridiplantae; Streptophyta; Magnoliopsida; Lamiales; Pedaliaceae.
AUUCAAAAUUGUCAAUCAUAAGACUAAAAGAGACCUAAGGAAUGAAUGAAAAAUCUGAAAAAAAGCUGAUGCCAAUUCACACAUUUUAAAAGUCUAUUACAGUCAACUUGAACUGAAAUUGGAGCACGGACCUUACGGUUUGAAUCGCCUCCACCGCCGGUGGCGGGGGUUUUAUUCCCGCCGUACAGCUUGUAUCCCUCCUCCAUGGCCACCCUUCCGACAACGCUCCAUUAUUAUAUCUCCUUUAACGAUCAGGAGACCGGCUCAUUUCCUAUUUCCACCUCCACGAGCAAACUCAAAUUCCGGAAUUCAUCCGCAAUUCUGACCCUAGCUCGGCCCAGCUAUCCUAUCUGCAAUUACAGUUCAGUUUACGCACUUACGCCUAUUUCAGAUGGGUUCAAGCAAAAUCGAGAGGGGUGUUGCGAUACAAGGAAUGAAGCUCUUCACUUCAAAGGAUGGAUGGAGACUGUUCGCGACAUUUUGCCGGGUGGAAGUUGGUGGAAUUUGAAUGAUGUCGAUCAGAACACCAAUGGCUCUCCCGUUGCAGCGAAGCCCAUGGCUGUUAUGGAAGCUCUGAGCCAAAUAUGGGCGCUGGUAGCUGACGAGAAAUGGAUUCUGUACACGGCCUUUGGUGCUUUAACUGUUGCUGCGCUGUCAGAAAUAUCAAUGCCAGGGAUACUGACAGCAUCUGUCUUUUCAGCACAAAAUGGUGAAACCUUGGUGUUCUAUCAAAAAUCACGGCUUCUAGUUUUCUUGUGUUUAAUCUCAGGAAUAUGCAGUGGCCUGCGAAGUGGAUGUUUUGCUAUUGCAAAUAUGAUUUUGGUUAAGCGUCUCAGGGAAACUGUAUAUAAAUCUCUUCUACUUCAGGAUAUGACCUUUUAUGAUACAGAAGCAGUUGGUGAUCUUAAUAGCAGGAUUAAUUCAGAUUGCCAACGGUUAUCUCGUACCAUUGGAAAUGAUAUACAUUUGAUCCUGCGAAAUUUUCUCCAGGGGAUAGGUGCAUUUAUCCACUUGAUGACUUUGUCGUGUCCUCUUGCACUGUCUUCCCUGGUUGUAUGCAUUACUUUGUCAGCAACAUUCCUUAUUUAUGGGCGGUACCGGAAGAAAGCAGCACAGCUUGCUCAAGAUUUUGUUGCUUCUGCCAAUGAAGUUGCACAAGAAACAUUGUCUUCGACAAGAACAGUCCGAGCAUAUGGAACCGAAAGAGAAGAAUUUCAGAGGUACAAGCAAUGGCUUGACAGGUUAGCAUCCGUGGGUGUGCGAGAAAGUGUAGCUUACGGGUUCUGGACUCUUAGUUUCAGCACAUUUUACCGGUCCACACAGGUUUUGGCAGUCCUGUUCGGAGGAAUGUCUAUAUUGAGUGGUUGCGUGUCGGCUGAGCAACUGACCAAGUAUGUUUUGUAUUGUGAGUGGUUAAUUUAUGCCGCCUGGAGGUUGCAAGACAGCAUGUCAUCCUUACUUCAGUCCCUUGGAGCCUGUACAAAAGUAUUCGAGUUGAUGCAUCUUCCACCCAGUAGCGAAUUCCUGUAGCGAAUUCCCUUUUUCGCCCUCAUUCUUUUUGGUCUUAGACACAAUAAGUUUGUGUGAUUGGUGCAUCCUAUUGCAUCUAUAACUUCCAUCCUGCGCCAACGGCUCUCUUGAUCCCAGAGAUAUAUUAGACUGCAGGCUGCAUGUAGCCCUUCUAAGAAACAGAAGAUGGACAUGAUGAAAUUAAGCAUAUGCAGCAGAGUUAUAAAUAGAUAGUAAAGUUGCAGAGUUGUAAGCAGGUAGUAGAGUUGCUAUUUUCUUAAAACUUACUUUUCUCUUCUUUUUAGUUAAUUAGUUUUAACUAAAGCAGCAGUUAUUAGUUGGUCGUAAUUAGGUGAUUAGUCAGUUAACAUUCUGAGCUUAUUGAAGCUCUGGGUUUGUACUCUCGAUGCAUGUCGACGGGAAAUAUGCAGAUAACCCGAUACUGUGUCCUUGUAUGUCCAUAUGUGAAUUGACACUGGGUUUAAUUAAUUGAAAAGGCCACAGUUUUAGAUA